Messenger RNA from Lolium perenne, 2215 nucleotides. RefSeq lists its product as uncharacterized. Gene Ontology annotation, cellular component: mitochondrion. The record is from RefSeq and is a predicted model, not a curated record. Gene Ontology annotation, molecular function: protein binding; mRNA binding. Gene Ontology annotation, biological process: mitochondrion organization; RNA processing. Lineage: Eukaryota; Viridiplantae; Streptophyta; Magnoliopsida; Poales; Poaceae.
CCGGUAGACCGCCGGGUAGCGUCCAAGCCCGGUGGUUCCUGCGUUUCCUCUGCUUUCCUCGAUCCUACCGCGCCACCAUGCCGGUGCGACGCUGGACGGCGCCGCCGCUUCUCGCCCGCGCCUUCUCCGCCGCGGCGCCGGCCGCCAGGACCACCGUGCCGCUCGCCCACCUCGCCCACCUCCCUUCCUCCCUCCCGCCGCCGUCCCACUGCACCGUCACCCCUCCCGUCCAGCCCUGGCCGCGCCGCCUCACGCCGCGGAGCUUCUCCCGCCUCAUCGUCCGCCUCCCCACGCCGGAGCUCGCCGUGCUCGCCUUCCGCCACGCGCUCUUCCACGCCAGCCCUCCCCUCCCGCCCUCCAUCCCCGUCUUCGCGGCCGUCCUCUCCCGCCUCCCCGGCGCGUCCCCGGACCUCCUCCCGCCCGUCCUCUCCGCCCUCCGCGCCGCCCGCCUCCCGGCCUUCUCCGACCGCGCAUUCCUGCCCCUCCUCCGCGCGCUCCCGCCGCUCCCCUCCCUCCGCCUCUUCCUCUCCCUCCCGUCCUUCAACUCCCACCCCUCCGUCCGCUCCUUCAACGCCCUCCUCCACUCCCUCGUCGCCGCGCGCCGCCUCCGCCUGGCCGCCGCCCUCUUCCGCGCCGCGCCCACCAAGCUCUACAUCACGCCCGACCUCGUCUCCUGCAACAUCCUGCUCAAGGGCCUCGUCCGCGUCGGCGACCUCGACGCCGCCCUCAAGGUCCUCGAUGAAAUGCCCGGGUGGGGGAUCGUCGCUGAUGUCGUCACGUACACAACCGUCCUCUCUGCAUACUGUGCCAAGGGGGAUCUCAAGGGCGCGCAGAAGCUAUUCGACGAUAUAAUCGCCAGUGGGCGUAGGCCGGAUGUUACCAUGUACACCGUGCUCAUCGACGGGUACUGCCGGACCAGGAAGAUACAGGAUGCAGCCAGGAUUAUGGAUGAGAUGGAGGCAUCUGGGAUGCAGCCGAAUGAGGUUACAUAUUCAGUUGUGAUCGAGGCAUGCUGCAAGGAGGGGAAAUCUGCCGAGGCGUGCAAUUUAACGCGCGAGAUGCUUGGGGCAGGAUACACGCCAGGCACACCACUAGCUGCUAAGGUGGUCGAUGUGCUCUGCCAGGACGGAAAGGCAGGGGAGGCGUACCAGAUGUGGAGAUGGAUGGCGAAGAAGAACGUGCCUCCUGAUAACACAAUCACGAGCACAUUGAUCUACUGGUUAUGCAAGAGUGGUAUGGCUCAGGAGGCAAGGAAGCUGUUUGACGAGCUCGAGAAGGGGUUCAAGCCAAGCCUACUGACUUACAAUUCACUUAUUUCCGGUUUAUGUGAAAAUGGGGAGUUACAGGAGGCUGGUCACGUGUGGGAUGACAUGGUUGAACGGAGAUAUGAACCAAAUGCCAUGACCUAUGAGGCCUUGAUCAAGGGAUUUUGCAAAAUUGGGAAGCCAAAUGAAGGGGUGGCAGUAUUUACAGAAAUGGUGACAAAAGGGUGCACCCCAAGCAAAUUUAUUUACCAAGUUUUAGUCGAUAGCCUGUCUGAGCCAAUGCAUGACGAUAUUGUUGGCAAAAUUCUUGAGACUGCGGCUUUAAGUGGUCCGGAUUUCUUGGAUGGUGAUUCUUGGGAAAUCUUUAUCAGGAAAGUGUUGAGUGCAAGUGAUACUUGGAACAACCAUCUAGAUUUAGUGCUAGAUACAUAACCAUAUGGUGUGCAGACCAUGGCUAAAAGCCUAAAGCUAUUUAUUGUACUCCCAGUAAACCUCAAGCUGUUUGAUGAGCUUAUUAAGAGGGUUCAUACCAAGCUUGCUGGCUUACAGCUCACUUGUUUUCAAGUUGUGUGAAACCAAAGAAUUACAAGGCUAGUCAGGCGUGGGGUUGCGUGGUUGAACUUACAAGGAUCUGUACUAAAUACCAUGACCUAUGAAGUGAAGCCUUGAUCAAGAGAUUUUGCAAGCUGAGGAAGUCAAAUGAAGGGUUCAUCCUAAGAAAUUCUUGCCAAAUUUUGGUUGAUACUUGAUAGCCUUUCUGAACCAUUAAGUGGUGUGGCGGAAUUCUUGAAACUGCAGCCUUGCUGCUGGGAUAUCUUGGAUUGCUGUUGUUGGGAAAUAUUUACGUGGAAAGUGUUAAGUAUUAUGCUGUUAUACUUUGGACAAGCAUGUCAAUUAAUUGAAUAUAUAUAACCACAAGGUGUGCAGACCGGCUGCAACCUUUUAUUUCA